Ramularia collo-cygni is the source of this 738-nucleotide messenger RNA. RefSeq lists its product as uncharacterized. The coding region runs from base 1 to 738 and encodes 245 amino acids. Lineage: Eukaryota; Fungi; Ascomycota; Dothideomycetes; Mycosphaerellales; Mycosphaerellaceae. Gene Ontology annotation, molecular function: protein binding. The record is from RefSeq and is a predicted model, not a curated record. The transcript has 2 exons.
AUGGCCUUUGACUCCGGUGACCGGCCUCUUCAUGAACUCCUCUCGAGAGACAUGGUCGACAUUUAUGUUGGUACUGAGAACACACAUUGGAUUUUGCACGAGAAACUACUCUGCUACCGAAGCCGCUUCUUCCGAAACAUUUUCUGGAGGAAGACUGGGAAGAAGGAAAGCGUGUAUGGUUUACCAGACGAGGAGGAUGAGCCCUUCAAGCUAUUCGUAGGAUGGCUAUACUCAGAGCGGAUACCCACACCACGAACGGAAGAAGAUCUCUCACCGUUGUUGGAUGUGUACCUCAUGGCAGAGAAGUGGGAGAUUAAGAAACUCAUGCUGGAGGUCUUGGAUGCCGUACGCACCUAUUAUCACGAGACCGACACCUGGCCGAGCUUACGACGUGUGCAAUACAUCUACUCCAACUCUGAUGUUGAGUCUCCAAUGCGACAGCUGCUGGUGUCUUGUGUCGCACGUAUGCUUGUGACGGGUGAAGGUAUGCCAAGGCAUUGGCAGAGUGCACUUUGCAACAAUGGGCAGUUGGCCGUGGAUGUCAUUCUCUGCGUACAGAAGUGGAAUCUGGAGCCGGAGAAGAUUCCGGAGCCUAGGGAGCAGAGUGUGGCGCCCAUCAUGAAGGAGGCUCAGGCUCAUGGCUUGAAGACGGACGAUGACGAUGAGAAGCUGGACUGGGGUGACGGUCUCACGCCCCCGCAGUCGAGGGACCAGAGCCAAGCGGACGAGGACGAGUAA